AGGAGGAAGCCACGAGAUCGCCAAUCCGCCAUUGCUCUCCUCCCCCCGUCUUUGACCUCCCUAUUCUCUCUCUUCUCCUCCUCCAAGGCCUCCUCCGGCAGCGGCCCCCGUGAUGGGCGCGGUGUCGCGCCUGGAGCCGGGCCAGCGGAGCGCGCCGAUGCGGCUGUGUGUGCACGUGCUGGAGGCGCGGGGGCUCCCGGCCAUCUACCUCAACGGCUCCAGCGACCCCUACGUGCGGCUGCAGCUCGGGCGGCGGCGGGCCAAGACGACGGUGGUCAAGCGCAGCCUCAGCCCGCUGUGGGACGAGGAGUUCGGCUUCCUCGUCGCCGACGUCGCCGAGGAGCUCGUCGUCUCCGUGCUCAACGAGGACAGGUACUUCAGCACCGACUUCCUGGGCCGGGUCAAGGUGCCGCUCUCCGCCAUCCUGGAGACGGAGGACCACUCGCUCGGCACCGCCUGGUACGAGCUCCAGCCCAAGACCAGGAAGUUCAGUAGGAAGAGGCGCGGUGAAAUUUGCCUGAGGAUAUACUUAUCGGUCAGGGAAGGUCACUCGAAUGAAUCACAAAACAUUCUGAUGCAACUUAUCAAUGAUACACCUUGCAGCUCAAGUAGGUCAAUUGAAACUAGUGCCUCAUCCUUAUCAGCUGUCCCUAGCAGCCUGGGUCUCUCAUCCUCUGCCAGCAUGGAUCACGCAUUAUACCGAAGUGGUGGGGAUCAGUUGAUCCAGAGAAUCACAGACCAAAAAGGCACUAGCAGCAUAGAGAGCCAACCCUGUGGCAGCACACAACAAGCUGUUCUUUUGGAACCUGAAGAAGAUGAUGCUGAUGCUGCUAAUGCAUCAUCAGUAGUGGAGGUCUUGUCUCGGUACUUCCGGAAAGGUGCUGAUACUGCAUCUUCUUUCACAUCAGAACCUGAGCCCAUGGAUCACUUUCAAGAAACAGAAAUUAAUUCUGAAUUUUGUGAAAAUGGCAAGAACAGCACACCUGAGGUUGGUCUGCAUGAGCUACUGAGAACUAUGGAGUCUAAAGAUCAAGGUUGUGGAAUGCCAGGAAACUUGCCUGGUGGUAUUCUAGUGGACCAAUCUUACGCUAUUGCGCCAACUGAAUUGAAUACCAUGCUGUUUUCUGCAAAUUCAGAUUUCUGGCCAGCAGUUGCAGAAGUUCAAGGACUAAGUGGGCUUCAAAAUGAUCCAUGGAAACUUGAGAAUAGUGAGAAUUGUUUGAAAAGAACAUUAACUUACACAAAAGCUGCAAGUAAAUUAGUUAAAUCUGUUAAAGCUACAGAGGAGCAGACAUACUUGAAGGCAGCUGGAAACUCGUUUGCUGUCCUUUCUUGUGUUAGCACUCCUGAUGUUCCCUGUGGUAAUUGUUUCAAGGUGGAGAUAUUGUACUGUAUCAUACCAGGUCCCCAGUUGCCAUCUAAAGAACAAACCUCACAACUUACAAUAAGUUGGCGUCUGAACUUUGUUCAGAGUACAAUGUUGAAAGGAAUGAUCGAGAAUGGGGCAAAACAAGGCCUCAGAGAAGGAUAUGCACAGUUUACUGAAGUGCUUUCCCAGAAAAUUAAAGUUGUUGAGCUUGAUGAUGCUAACUCAAGCAAAGACAAGAUUCUAGCUUCACUGCAGACACAUGAUCAAUCAAACUGGAAGCUGGUAGCUCGUUUCCUUGGGAGUUUUGCAUUCAUAUUCUCUUUCACUGUAGCAGUGUAUGGCAUUGCACAUCUUCGUCUGGCAAAGUCCAAUAAUAUGGGGCUUGAAUAUUUUGGUAUUGACCUGCCAGAUUCUAUUGGGGAGGUUGUAUUUUGUGCUAUUUUGAUCCUUCAGGGGCAGAAUAUCUUCAAAGUGGGUCGACGUUUUUUGCAUGCCUGGAAACAACGUGGCAGUGAUCAUGGGGUCAAAGCUCAUGGUGAUGGUUGGUUGCUGACUGUUGCGCUUAUUGAGGGAAGUGGAAUAGUAGGUGCAGGCACGCCUGGGUUGCCUGACCCUUAUGUAGUUUUUAUGUGUAAUGGAAAGAGAAAAACUAGCUCAGUUAAAUUCCGGACAUCAGAGCCAAAAUGGAAUGAGAUAUUUGAAUUUGAUGCGAUGGAUGAUCCUCCAUCAAGGUUGGACGUGGUUGUGCAUGAUUCAGAUGGACCGUCUGAUGAAACUACCAUUGGUCGCACAGAAGUAAAUUUUGUCAAAAACAAUUUGACAGAUUUGGGUGACAUGUGGCUUCCACUCGAUGGAAGGUUUGCCCAAGGAUCUGAGCCCAAGUUACAUGUAAGAAUCUUCUUGAACAACUCGCGGGGGACUGAAGUUGUUAUGAAUUAUCUGGAAAAGAUGGGGAAAGAAGUUGGUAAGAAGAUGCAUUUGCGGUCUGCCCAGACAAAUUCAUCAUUUUGUAAGCUCUUUAGCCUCCCCACAGAAGAAUUUCUUAUCGAUGAUUUCACCUGUCACCUGAAAAGGAAAAUGCCACUUCAGGGCCGCCUCUUUCUUUCACCAAGGAUAAUUGGAUUUUAUUCCAAUAUCUUUGGGCGGAAAACCAAGUUUUUCUUUCUUUGGGAAGACAUUGAUGAUAUCCAGGUUGUUCCACCUUCACUAUCAACAGUUGGGAGUCCAUCCUUGAUGAUCAUCCUCCAGAAGGACAGAGGUCUAGAAGCUAGGCAUGGCGCCAAAACACAGGAUCCUCAAGGAAGACUGAAGUUCCAUUUCCAAACAUUUGUUUCCUUCAAUGAUGCUCAUAGAAUUAUUAUGGCACUCUGGAAAAUGCGGUUAUCAGGCCUAGAACAAAAGGGAGAGGUGAAUGACAAAGAACCUGAACCGAAACAGCUCGCCUCUGACGAAGGUUCUCUGUUGGGCAACGAAGACGUAAAAAUGACAGAAGUCUACACAGCAGUUCUUUCGGUCGAUGUGAAUGCCUUGAUGGAGAUGUUCUCUGGAGGUCCAUUGGAGCAGAAGGUGAUGCAGAAAGCUGGUUGUGCUGACUAUUCACCAACAGAAUGGGAACCGGUAAACCGAAACAUAUACCAACGACAGAUCAGCUUUAGAUUUGACAAAAGUUCAUCCAAAUAUGGAGGAGAAGCAACAACCACACAACAAAAAUAUAACUUACAGAAUAGAGAGGGGUGGGUCCUUGAGGAGGUGAUGACCCUCCAAGGCGUCCUACAUGAAGAUUACACGAGUAUCCAGCUCAAGUACCAUAUGAUGAGCACGGCCUUGAAACCAAACUCCUGCAGCAUUCAGGUAAUGCUAGGGAUUGUCUGGUUGAAGGGCACUAGGCAUCAAAAGAAGGCCACGAAGAAUGUCAUGUCAAAUUCUGCCAACAGGCUGAAGGAGAUGUUCCUGGAAGUGGAAAAGGAGCUUACAUCAAGAAAAGGUAUCCCCUUCAGCACACUAGAUCGAUUCCGCCCUGCAGCAAAUUGGUGGGGGUUAACAUUGAUGCAAGAGAACCGAGUAGAUUGAUGAUUUUACUGUCCAACUAGAUUAAGAGAAGACACGGAAGUUUGGCUCCUGUCGAGAUGAUCAUUAGCUCGGAGCAUCAGCACCGUUGCCUGCUUGACCUCUGGCUGCCGGCCCAGUUUUUCCACAGAUGACCAGCGUAUGUGAAUAGAUGAUAGCCACAGAUAUGCUUCUCCUCAAACAUCUGAUUAAUCCAAUAUUGCCUUGACAGGAACUCAAACAGAAAUGUAUAUACACAAUCAAAAUUAUACCACAAGAUUACAGAAAUCGAAUAUAGUAUUUUCACCCGA
Molecule: messenger RNA, 3726 nt
Organism: Brachypodium distachyon (stiff brome)
Lineage: Eukaryota; Viridiplantae; Streptophyta; Magnoliopsida; Poales; Poaceae
Product: C2 and GRAM domain-containing protein At1g03370
Exons: 10
Coding region: 113-3439 (1108 amino acids)
Source: RefSeq, a predicted model, not a curated record